Molecule: messenger RNA, 1416 nt
Organism: Phytophthora nicotianae INRA-310
Lineage: Eukaryota; Oomycota; Peronosporomycetes; Peronosporales; Peronosporaceae
Exons: 1
Coding region: 1-1416 (471 amino acids)
Biological process (GO): endocytosis; actin cortical patch localization
Source: RefSeq, a predicted model, not a curated record
AUGUCGUCGCUGCGAGUGCGUACGAAGAACAAGCUGUUGACUGCUCUGGGUGCGGCCAAGCCCAGCACGAACGUGGCGUAUGACUUGGCCUAUUCGGACUUCGAGUCGACUCUGCAGCGCCUGACGACACUGGACACGGCGCUCAAGAGCUAUGCUGGAUCACUCAAGACCUUCCACUCUGCGGCGAGUUCCGUGGUGGGCGCUAUCGACAGUUUGUCGUCCGGUGGCUCCGGUACUGCCAGUUUCCAGCAGAAGCCUACUGGAGCUUCGGAGAUGCAGCAGUUCGCAGGCGAAGCUCGUGUGGCUUGUGCUGAUGUGGAUAUGGUGGUCCUUCAAGAAGCUUACGGUCGCCUCGAGCAAGAAGUGCUGAUCCCAGUGAAAGGCUGGUUGAAACACGCUCAAAACCUUCAGAAUGAAGCCACCGCCUUCCAGGAGCAGAAAGCGAUUUAUGAUCACUAUUCGCGGAAAGUGGCGGCGUUGCGUGAAUCGCACGAGAAGCGAGCUAGCACGGGGAAAGCCGAGAAGACCAAGGACACGGAACGGAUGUUCCGUAACGAGCAGAAGCUCGCAGCCACGACGCAGGAGUAUACGCGACUGUCUGACACGGUUAUCCGUGAUCUCCGUGCUUUCGUUGUGUCUCGAGACGCUGCGUUGGCUCCAUUACUGCGUCGUGUGCUGCGUGGCCGCGUAGUUUACGCUGAGCGCAUGCACGAAGCAACGGGUCGCAUUCGUUCUUUGAUUGAGGAUGAGGAGGAGAGCGAAGACGGCGGUGUAUUGGCGCAGUUUAUGACUGUGGCGCAGAAUGGCGGCCAUGUCGGGUCCGAAGCCAUUAUGGCAGCUGCCACUUCCCCAGUUCAGACCCCUUGCUCGGUGCGUAAGUCUUCGUUUGAGGCAUUCGUAGGCGAAUCGCCUACGUUUGGUUCGACACACAGCAGUCCACACAAGGCUGCGUCUAUGGAUAACGGUUGGGAUGCAUUCGAUUCACCUCCGCCACCCCCACCGGAGAAUGAGACGCAAAUGGCGUCGCCUACCAAUGGAUUCGCAUUAACUGAGCCAAACUACACACCACCGCACGGUAUUCCGCAGUUUAUGACGGUGAAUGCCCCUUCCAGUCCUGCAAAUCGAUCGUGGAGUGACGACUUCGCCGCUCCAGUGUUUUCGACUCUACCAGCGAACGUGUCAUCACCCUCUGGUAUAAUGGCUCGAACCUCUCCGUCCCCUACGUCAGUAGCUACAAGCCCCUGGGAUGCCUUCCCUCCAGCAUCGGCUCCAUCGGAUGAUUUGUUCUCAAACGGACAGUGGGGUGACACUGCCUCGGGUCAAAAUCCAUUCCAGCAACAACAGCAAGUACCAGUAGCCGAGUUCCGCGAUAUGCACUUAAAUGCUCUCGGCGGCGAAGCCAACUCCUUCCGCUAG